Messenger RNA from Cucumis sativus (cucumber), 1014 nucleotides. RefSeq lists its product as uncharacterized. Gene Ontology annotation, molecular function: zinc ion binding; nucleic acid binding. The record is from RefSeq and is a predicted model, not a curated record. NCBI's taxonomy places the organism in Eukaryota, Viridiplantae, Streptophyta, Magnoliopsida, Cucurbitales, Cucurbitaceae. The transcript has a single exon. Bases 1 to 1014 code for a protein of 337 amino acids.
AUGAAGGUUGACUUACCUUCAUACAGUGGCAAGAGAGAUAUCGAAUCUUUUUUGGAUUGGCUAAAAAGUACUGAGAAUUUUUUCAGUUACAUGGACACCCCUGAACAGAAAAAGGUACGCCUCGUGGCCUUGAAACUCAAAGGGGGCGCAUCAGCAUGGUGGGAGCAACUGGAAGUCAACAGACAAAGAUGCAACAAACGACCCGUACGCUCAUGGGAAAAGAUGAAGAAACUAUUAAAAGGACGAUUCCUGCCUCCGAAUUAUGAGCAGACCUUAUACAACCAGUAUCAGAAUUGUCGUCAAGGCACCAGGACAGUCACCGAAUACAUAGAAGAGUUCCACCGAUUAAGUGCCAGAACGAACCUAAGUGAGAAUGAGCAGCACCAAAUAGCCAGAUUUGUGGGGGGUCUGCGCUUUGAUAUUAAAGAAAAAGUAAAGUUACAGCCUCUCCGUUUCUUAUCUGAAGCAAUUUCAUUGGCAGAAACAGUAGAAGAAAUGAUAGCUCUCAAGGCCAAAACCAUGAAUCGAAGAACAACAUGGGAGCCAACACCAACCAAGAAGACAAGCUAUACGAGCAAGACAAAUGACCAGCCGAUGGCACCAAUUCAUGGAAAAGGAAAAGAGGCUGACUCCCAGACUGCAACGAACGAAAAGAAGGCAGAGAUAAUCAAUAAAAGCAAGAACCAAAAUAAUUACACUCGCCCAUCAUUGGGUAAAUGCUUUCGGUGUGGACAACCAGGCCACCUAUCUAAUUCUUGCCCUCAAAGAAAAACAAUUGCCUUAGCUGAGGAAGAAGGCAACUUGCCUGGCGAAGAUGAGUCAGAACCAAGAGAGGAAACGGAAGAAAUUGAGGUAGAUGAGGGAGACAAAUCUCCUGUGUUAUCCAUAAAGUACUCAUUGCUCCCAAGGAAGAGAAGAAUCCACAACGCCACAGUCUUUUCAAAACAAGGUGCACUAUUAAUGGGAAGGUAUGCGACGUCAUUAUUGAUGGAGGUAGCAAUGAAAACUUCAUAG